This is a messenger RNA of Rubroshorea leprosula, 4444 nucleotides long. Lineage: Eukaryota; Viridiplantae; Streptophyta; Magnoliopsida; Malvales; Dipterocarpaceae. The record is from the annotation of a GenBank genome assembly.
AUCUCGGAGAUGGAAUAUUUGAUAUCGGCCGGUGAGACAAGUUUUUGAUUGAUUUUCUUCUUCCACCGCCGUUCAAAACCGACUGUAAAAAGGAUCUGCGCCGGACGAAACGAAAGCGUGGAAGGAGAUAAAUGUUAAGUGAAGCAUCAUCUUGUCCAUUUAUUACACUCUCGUGACUCUUGCCAUACCUUUCUUUUUCACUCUGUCUCCGUUACUCCUCCCCCCACGCACGAACGUCUCCUCUCUCUCGCCGCCGGAUUUCAGCUAGAUCUCCGAAUCUCCUCACUCGUCUGUCUCCGGUGCAGCCUCCAUUGCAAUCGGAAGUAGCUGUUCCUUAUUAUCAGAGGCGGCGGUGGCGAAGGGAGGAGCUGGAAUUGGAGCUGAUGCACUUGAUUGAGUAGCUUAAAGUAGCGGAGCAGCCUUGGUUUCUUUGAAGUCAGCCAUGUCUCAGAGUAUGAGAAGAAACAGGCCUUCCUUUGGCUCAAGCAAUGGAAAUGAAGAAACUCCUUUGCACAGCUCUGUUUCCAUUUCAAAUGGAGAUGAUUAUGAUAGUGAUGGCUUCAACUUUGCACCUUCGAAUCCGACCUUGAAUGCACUUGAUUCUGUGGAGAUAUUUCUAAAAUUGAUGCAGAAACAGAUACAGUCUGGUGGAAAGCGGAGCUUUUUCUCAAAAAAAACUGCAGGUCCUCCAGUUCGAGAAAAGUUCACAUUUGAGGAUAUGUUAUGUUUCCAAAAGGAACCCAUUCCAACUUCACUACUUAAAAUCAAUGGUGACCUUGUGAGCCGAGCAACAAAAGUGUUCCAAGUAAUUUUGAAGUACAUGGGAAUUGAUUCAUCAGAUGGAGUAUCUCCAGUAAGCUUAGAUGAACGAAUUGAGCUUGUUGGGAAACUUUAUAAGCAUACUAUGAAGCGUGCAGAACUUCGAGACGAACUUUUUACUCAAAUAUCAAAGCAAACAAGAAAUAACCCUGAUAGGCAAAGUUUAAUUAAAGCGUGGGAGCUUUUUUAUUUAUGUGCAUCUUCUAUGCCUCCUAGCAAGGACAUUGGAGGAUAUUUAUCUGAGUACAUCCAUAACAUAGCAAAUGGGGCAAGCACUGAUUCUGAGGUUCAAACUCUUGCAUUGAAUACAUUAAAUGCCCUGAAGCAUUCUGUUAAAGCUGGCCCCAGGCUUACAACACCUGGGCGUGAAGAGAUUGAAGCCCUUCUAACUGGUCGAAAGCUAACAACUAUAGUUUUUUUCUUGGAUGAAACUUUUGAAGAAAUCACUUAUGACAUGGCAACUUCCAUAUCAGAUGCUGUUGAGGAGCUUGCAGGUAUAAUUAAACUGUCAGCAUAUUCUAGCUUCAGCCUGUUUGAAUGUCAUAAAGUUGUUACUGGUUCUAAGUCAUCUGAUCCCGGGAGUGAGGAGUAUGUUGGGUUAGAUGACAAUAAAUAUAUAGGAGAUCUGCUAGCGGAAUUCAAGGCAGCCAAGGACCGAAGCAAAGGAGAAAUUUUACACUGCAAACUUAUAUUUAAGAAGAAGCUAUUUCGGGAACCAGAUGAAGCUAUAACAGACCCAAUGUUUGUGCAGCUUUCAUACGUUCAAUUGCAACAUGACUAUAUAUUGGGCAAUUAUCCAGUUGGAAGGGAUGAUGCUGCACAGUUGUCUGCAUUGCAGAUCUUGGUUGAGAUUGGAUUUGUUGGUUCCCCUGAAUUGUGCACUGACUGGAAUUCACUGCUAGAAAGAUACCUUCCAAGACAAAUUGCAAUAACCCGAGCAAAGCGAGAAUGGGAGCUGGAUAUUCUCUCUCGUUACCAUCUGAUGGAACAUCUGACAAAAGAUGAUGCAAGACAGCAAUUUCUACGAAUACUGAGGAUGCUUCCAUAUGGGAAUUCGGUUUUCUUCAGUGUUCGCAAAAUUGACGAUCCUAUUGGACUUUUGCCUGGAAAAAUUAUUUUGGGUAUCAAUAAGCGAGGGGUUCACUUUUUUCGUCCAGUUCCAAAGGAAUACUUGCAUUCUGCUGAAUUAAGAGAUAUAAUGCAGUUUGGUAGUAGCAAUGCUGCUGUAUUUUUCAAGAUGCGGGUUGCAGGUGUUCUUCACAUAUUUCAGUUUGAAACCAAACAGGGAGAAGAAAUUUGUGUUGCUCUUCAAACACAUAUAAAUGAUGUCAUGUUGCGUCGAUACUCGAAAGGUCGGUCUGCUGCCAAUGGCUCAGUCAAUGGAGAUCUUUCUAACAAUUUUAGGCCUCCUGGUGUAGAAGUGUAUGAGAAACGCCUCCAGGAUUUAUCUAAAGCUGCUGAAGAAUCCCAGAAGAAAAUCAACCAAUUAUUGGGAGAAUUGCAUGAAAUGCAAAAGCAAGAGGUGCAAACACAAGAAGAAUUGGAGAGCUUGAAAAAUUCCUUGAGAUUGGAGAAAGAAAACUUAGCCCAAAUUACCAUUGAUCGUGAUAGACUUAAAUCACUGUGUGAAGAAAAUGAUGCUGCUCUUCAAACUGCAUUAAGGGAGAAGAGAAACAUGGAAGCUAGGUUGGCUAAGUUCAGUAAUCUGGCUUCAGGGAACAAUACCACUGAUUUGUCUGGAACAAGUAAUCAGGCAUUACACAAGGUCCAGGAAGAAUUAAAGCUCCGAACUGAAGAGUUGCAUGCAGCAGAAGAAAAAGCAAAAAGAUUAAUAACUGAGAAGCUUAUGUUGGAAGAGAGGAUUUCUAGACUGGAAAAGAUGAAAGCUAAUGAGGUGGAAAUUCUUGAGAAGAACUUUGAGCAGGAAUGCAAAGCCUUAAAGCUUCAAGUUUCUGAAGUUGAAAGGAAUCUGGAAGCUGUUACUAAAGAUUUGGCUGAUGCAGAAUCUAAUCUUGCAAUUAAAAAUGUGGAUUUGGCUGCAUUGCAAACUAAUUUAAAAGAAUUAGAGGAACUGAGAGAAAUGAAAGAGGAUAUUGAUAGAAAGAAUGAGCAAACAGCUGCUAUCUUGAAGAUGCAGGGGGCUCAACUCGCUGAGUUGGAAGCACUUUAUAAAGAAGAACAAGUUUUAAGAAAGCGCUACUUUAAUACCAUAGAAGAUAUGAAAGGCAAGAUCAGAGUUUAUUGUCGUUUGAGACCUUUAAAUGAGAAAGAGGCAGCUGAAAAGCAAAGACAAGUGCUUACAAGUUUGGAUGAGUUCACAGUUGAACAUCCAUGGAAGGAUGAUAAAGCAAAACAAUAUGUAUAUGAUCGUGUGUUUGAUAGCAAUGCUACUCAGGAAGAUGUUUUUGAGGAUACAAGGUACUUGGUGCAAUCAGCAGUUGAUGGGUAUAAUGUAUGUAUAUUUGCUUAUGGUCAAACUGGCUCUGGAAAAACUUUUACAAUAUAUGGAUCAGAUAGCAAUCCUGGACUGACGCCUCGAGCUACUGCAGAGCUUUUCAAAAUUUUAAAGCGAGAUAGCAACAAAUUCUCAUUUUCAUUGAAGGCAUAUAUGGUGGAGAUAUAUCAGGACACAAUUAUGGACCUUUUAUUACCAAAGAAUGCAAAGCGUCUGAAACUAGAUAUAAAGAAAGAUUCGAAGGGCAUGGUAACAGUAGAAAAUGUCACAGUUAUUCCUAUUUCUACAUGUGAGGAGUUAAAAAGCAUUUUUCAAAGAGGAUCUGAGCAACGACAUGUUUCUGAAACUCAGAUGAAUGAACAAAGUUCAAGAUCUCAUCUGAUAGUUUCUGUUGUUAUUGAGAGUACCAACCUUCAGACACAGUCUGUUGCAAGGGGAAAGUUAAGUUUUGUUGACCUUGCCGGUUCAGAAAGAGUAAAGAAAUCAGGUUCUAGUGGUGACCAACUUAAAGAAGCUCAAAGCAUAAACAAGUCACUUUCAGCACUUGGAGAUGUCAUCAGUGCUUUAUCUUCUGGCAGUCCACACAUUCCUUAUAGGAAUCACAAGUUAACAAUGUUAAUGAGUGAUUCACUUGGUGGUAAUGCUAAAACCCUUAUGUUUGUGAAUGUAUCGCCAGCUGAUUCAAAUUUGGACGAGACAUGCAAUUCUCUCACAUAUGCAUCAAGGGUUCGAUCAAUAGUGAAUGAUCCAAGCAAAAAUGUUUCCUCAAAAGAGGUGGCUCGGUUGAAAAAGCUGGUCGCGUACUGGAAGGAACAAGCUGGUAAGAAGAGUGAUGAUGAAGAUCUUGAAGAGAUUCAAGAAGAGCGGCCUACAAAAGACAAGACAGAGGGUCAGUAGUACUCAAUGUAGAGUUCAUUCGAUGCAGAUUGAGAUCAGGCCUUCUUCCCUAAAGGCACUUGUUGAAUCUCUCAAGGGCAUUUGACUAAGUUUUGGUAUGCAUGUCUAAUAAUAUGCUUUGAAGUAGUAGGAUGAGCCACUAUUUGCUUGGGUAAGAUCAAAAUGUAUAGUAUGGAAUUAUUUGUAUAUAUUGCUACUGUUAUUCAGUUCUUAUAAUGUUUUUAUUCCUCCAAAUUACAGCUACCAAAAUGGAAAAAAAGAGAAGAGUGUGAU